UCCAUGUCGGGGGCAAAGUGCCUAUACAAAUCACGUAUUUGCUCAAUAAUAACCGUUGUGUUUGCAUGGUUCUGUGUUAAUUGACUAAUAACCAGAAUUUGUUUUAUGGAGAUGGGGAUGUUUAUUUUGUCCGCAACAAAGGGGGAGGAAUAUUGUCGACGCACAGCGUCUCCAGCUGCCUGACCUGAGCUGGCACACUCCACAACAAGAGUCUACUUUUGCCGUAAUGGGGGAGAAACCGUUGAAGAUCCUCGCAUGUGGUGAUGUAGAAGGAAGCAUUAAUGCUGUGUUUAACCGCGUCCGGACCAUUCAGAAGAAGAGCGGGCAGUUUGAUCUGCUGCUGUGUGUAGGAAACUUCUUCGGUUCGUCUCCAGGAGCUCAGGCUGAAUGGCAGGAGUACAAAUCUGGAGCAAAGAAAGCUCCCAUCCACACCUACAUCCUGGGAGCAGCCAGCCAGGAAACCCUCCGCUACUUCCCCAGUGCUGACGGCUGUGAGCUGGCAGACAACAUCACCUACCUGGGUCGUCGUGGUGUUUUCACUGGGGCGUCAGGCCUGCAGAUAGCAUAUGUGAGUGGUCGUGAGGGGCAGCAGGAUCCGACUCCAGCUCACUGCUUCUCUCCUAAAGACCUCACUCAGCUGGUGGAGCCACUGAUUAGCAACAACCAGUUCAGAGGAGUGGACAUCCUGCUGACAUCACAGUGGCCCCGCGGAGUCUGGCAGUACGCCAACAGCCCCGAAGUCAACACUAAGUUCUGUGGAACGACCUCCAUCUCCCACCUGGCUUACAAGCUGAAGCCUCGCUACCACUUUGCUGCGGUAGAAGGAGUUCACUAUGAGAGACUACCUUACAGGAAUCAUGUUGUUCUUCAGGAGAAUACUCAGCACGUCAGCAGGUUUAUCGCCCUGGCAACUGUCAACAACCCAGAGAAGAGAAAGUACCUGUAUGCCUUCAACAUUAUCCCGAUGAAAAGCAUGGAGGCAUCAGAACUGGUCAAGCAGCCUCAGGAUGUCACUGAGAGCCCUUACAGCAGGAUGGUUAGAGAGAACACUCUGUCUGACCCUACUGUCCAGGAGCCGGCAUCUCAGUUCUUCUUUGACCUGGGGAAGAAGCAGCGUGGAGGGGGGCGUGGCCAGGGGGGGCGUGGUAGGAAGAGGCCCUCAGACGGAGACGGGCAGAAUCAAGGACAGCCGUGGGAUUCAGACCGGCAGAGUCAGAGACUGCCCUUUGAUCUAGACAGGCCUAAACAACCCCGCAGGCCCCCUCAGCCCAGCGGUCCCUGUUGGUUCUGUCUGGCCAGCCCUCAGGUAGAGAAACACCUGGUCAUCAGCAUUGGUACACAUUGCUACCUGGCCCUUGCUAAGGGCAGUCUAACCCCUCAGCAUGUGUUGGUACUGCCCAUCGGUCACUACCAGUCAGUAGUGGAACUGAGCUCUGAGGUGGUUAAAGAACUGGACCGAUACAAGAUGGCUGUCAGGACCUUCUAUAAGAGCAAAGGACAGCGCUGUGUUCUGUUUGAGAGGAACUACCACAGCCAACACCUACAGAUCCAGGGCCAGCCUGCCCAGAUACAGAGACUACCACACUCACUCACCAGCCUGCCCAGAUACAAGACAGACUCACCCCUCAGGGCCAGCCUGCCCAGAUACAGGGCAGGAGCAGAACAGGAGCUGAUGGAGAUACCACAACACACUGACCUCAAACAGAUUGCUCCUCCAGGGACACCGUACUUCUACGUAGAGCUGGACUCUGGAGAGAAACUCUUCUACCGCAUUCAGAAAAACUUCCCUCUGCAGUUUGGCAGGUAUGUACACACACACCAUAUAUGA
Molecule: messenger RNA, 1828 nt
Organism: Oncorhynchus masou masou (cherry salmon)
Lineage: Eukaryota; Metazoa; Chordata; Actinopteri; Salmoniformes; Salmonidae
Gene: cwf19l1
Product: CWF19 like cell cycle control factor 1
Exons: 14
Coding region: 227-1828 (533 amino acids)
Biological process (GO): mRNA splicing, via spliceosome
Cellular component (GO): post-mRNA release spliceosomal complex
Molecular function (GO): RNA lariat debranching enzyme activator activity
Source: RefSeq, a predicted model, not a curated record